This is a messenger RNA of Somion occarium, 1499 nucleotides long. The record is from the annotation of a GenBank genome assembly. Lineage: Eukaryota; Fungi; Basidiomycota; Agaricomycetes; Polyporales; Cerrenaceae.
UCUUUUGCUUUGGUAGAGUCUUUUUGAGAUGAUAACGCUCUUAACACGCCGCCAUAUAUCACUCACUAUCGCGUUAUCACUUCUCCUUGUCGCUUGGGUAUUCUUCGGCUUCGCAGCUCUGAUCUUUGGUUUCUCUUCUACGGAAAUCGUGCACGACUUUGGCAAUCUCGGGCUCACAUCAGUCAAGAAACUACCUUUUGGAGCUAUCUUUGGUGAUUCGGGUGAACUUCAGGGCUCGUCGCUUCGCGUGUGCCAUGAUUCUGAUCUAAAGCUUGCUUGGACAACGUACGUGGUAUCGUUGCCGACGAGGGAAGAUCGGCGAGAAAGCAUGGAGAAGCUUCGCUCUGCGCUAUCACUUCGGUGGACCUACGUGGAUGCAAUACCAUCGGAUGACACAAUUAUUGGGACGAUUAUAAGCAACUUAGUGUCUUUUAGACGAAGUCAAACAGAGUUGUCUAGUCGAUAUAAUGACACACUGCAAUUUGCGUGGCCAUCCAAUUUCAGCCAUUCACUUGCAACAUACAAUGGAUCGAUAACAUAUCGACAGGAACUCGACGUCGACCAACUCUCCUCCCCCAAGGUCUAUGAAGAGGUCAGCGCGAUCUCGAUGACCGCUUCAUCCAAUAGUGAUCCGCCGGUAGCUCCAGCUACUUCCUCGCUCUCGCCGGGUCAUUAUCCGGCUUCCCAAGGUAGCUUUGACCCUGAUACAAUACCAAUAACUUGCGCUACAAAUAAUUCGAUUUUCGGAAUACCUUAUUCACCAGACCUGCCCAAACAGAUGCUGUUGACAGCAGCGAAAGUAGCAUGCUGGUAUUCUCACCUCCAAGUCAUCCAUCGUAUAGCAAGCGAAGUCCCUUUUCUUGCAACCAGCGACUCCGCUUGCUCUAACGUUACCCUCAUACUGGAAGACGACGUGGACAUGGAACUGGACAUCAAGAAACGACUUGUCGGGAUCUGGAACUCUCUUCCCCAGGACUGGGACAUUCUGUUUCUAGGGCAUUGCUGGUCAAAUGAAUCGCAUUUCCCUGGCGUACCUCUCAAGCCCGAGAUCCUGCCUACAACAGAUCUCCGCGUCAAUGACUCUCAUCCGUUUCUACUAGAGGUUAAGAACACCGUCCACCCUUCGUACUCGCCGAAAUGCACCCACGCAUACGCAUUGAGUCCAUCUGGAGCUCGCAAGAUUCUACAAUACCUCACAUAUCCUCCGUUUGCGUACUCGCGUGCCUUGGAUCAAGCUCUCUCCUGGCUAAUACUUAGUGAAAGGAUCAAGAGCUACUCUGUGGUCCCAAGUUUGAUUAUACAGAGGAAGGUACUUUCGAGUGAUGUCGAUGCCGGGAAAAGUGGGCUAGGGAGUUCGUGGAGAGAUGGCUUAGAGAAUGGCGUACUGGCGAUGCUGGAAUCCAGUCAGUUAGCAGGAUAGCAGCUGUAGAUGCGGGAUGUUAUUUUGUAUGUUCCUCUUAGAUCACAAUACAGAAAUAUAAGACUCUCGAAUUCAUUUC